Antechinus flavipes (yellow-footed antechinus) is the source of this 1865-nucleotide messenger RNA. It is a transcript of the gene CPNE5, whose product is annotated as copine 5. Gene Ontology annotation, cellular component: plasma membrane. NCBI's taxonomy places the organism in Eukaryota, Metazoa, Chordata, Mammalia, Dasyuromorphia, Dasyuridae. Gene Ontology annotation, biological process: cellular response to calcium ion. Gene Ontology annotation, molecular function: calcium-dependent phospholipid binding. The record is from RefSeq and is a predicted model, not a curated record.
GGGCAAUGGAGCAGCCUGAGGACAUGGCGUCAGUGAGUGAGUUCGACUCCCUGGCCGGCAGCAUACCAGCUACCAAAGUGGAGAUCACCGUGUCCUGCAGGAAUCUCUUGGAUAAAGACAUGUUCUCCAAGUCAGACCCAUUAUGUGUGAUGUACACUCAAGGAAUGGAGAACAAGCAAUGGAGGGAGUUUGGAAGGACAGAGGUGAUUGACAACACACUGAAUCCGGAUUUUGUGCGCAAAUUUAUACUGGAUUAUUUCUUUGAGGAGAAACAGAACAUCAGAUUCGAUCUGUAUGAUGUGGAUUCUAAGAGUCCUGAUCUCUCCAAACAUGAUUUCCUGGGUCAGGCCUUCUGCACUCUGGGAGAGAUUGUGGGGUCCCCUGGGAGUCGCCUGGAGAAGCCCCUCACGAUAGGAACAUUCAGCUUGAAUGCCAGGACUGGCAAACAUAUUCCAUCAGUGUCAAAUGGCGGGGUCCCUGGGAAGAAGUGUGGUACCAUUAUCUUGUCAGUGGAGGAGCUGAGCAACUGCAGGGAUGUUGCCACAAUGCAAUUCUGUGCCAACAAGCUGGACAAGAAAGAUUUCUUUGGUAAAUCGGACCCCUUCCUGGUGUUCUACAGAAGCAACGAGGAUGGAACGUUCACCAUCUGCCACAAGACAGAAGUCAUGAAGAACACUCUGAAUCCCGUGUGGCAGACUUUCUCCAUCCCUGUGAGGGCCCUCUGCAACGGGGACUACGACCGGACCAUCAAGGUGGAGGUGUAUGACUGGGAUCGGGAUGGCAGUCAUGACUUCAUUGGAGAGUUCACUACUAGCUACCGGGAACUGGCUCGUGGGCAGAGUCAAUUCAACAUCUAUGAGGUGGUAAACCCGAAAAAGAAAAUGAAGAAAAAGAAAUACCUGAACUCUGGCACAGUAACACUACUUUCCUUCGCUGUGGAGUCGGAAUGCACAUUCUUGGAUUAUAUCAAAGGAGGGACUCAGAUCAAUUUCACGGUUGCCAUUGACUUCACUGCCUCCAAUGGCAACCCUUCCCAGUCCACUUCUCUACACUACAUGAGCCCAUACCAGCUGAACGCCUAUGCCCUGGCGCUCACGGCCGUGGGUGAGAUCAUCCAGGACUACGACAGUGACAAGAUGUUCCCAGCCCUGGGCUUUGGGGCCAAGCUCCCUCCCGAUGGCAGAGUUUCCCAUGAAUUCCCACUGAAUGGCAAUCCAGAUAACCCCUCUUGCUGUGGCAUUGAUGGUAUCCUUGAGGCCUAUCACCGAAGCCUUCGCACUGUGCAGCUCUAUGGCCCCACCAACUUUGCCCCAGUGGUCACUCAUGUGGCCAGGCAUGCAGCAACUGUACAGGAUGGCUCGCAGUAUUCCGUGCUGCUGAUCAUCACAGAUGGGGUCAUCUCAGACAUGGCGCAGACCAAGGAAGCCAUCGUCAAUGCUGCCAAACUCCCCAUGUCCAUUAUCAUCGUGGGCGUUGGCCAGGCUGAGUUUGAUGCCAUGGUUGAGCUGGAUGGCGACGACAUUCGGAUCUCCUCCCGCGGGAAGUUAGCAGAGCGGGACAUUGUCCAGUUUGUGCCGUUCCGGGACUACGUGGACCGAACCGGGAAUCAUGUGCUGAGCAUGGCCCGCCUGGCCAGGGACGUGCUGGCUGAGAUCCCCGACCAGCUGGUAUCCUACAUGAAAGCGCAGGGCAUCCGCCCCCGCCCCCCGCCGGGCCCUCCGGCCCACCCCCCCUCCGGGUCCCCCCCGCACACUCCCCCCUCCCCCAUGCACACCCACAUCUAAGGCCGGGCCCUGGCAGGUGGGAAGGAGGUGGACUCCCUGGGGCGCGCACACGCGCACACACACACACACACACACUCACUC